Messenger RNA from Asparagus officinalis (garden asparagus), 4763 nucleotides. RefSeq lists its product as uncharacterized. Gene Ontology annotation, biological process: cellular response to UV-B. NCBI's taxonomy places the organism in Eukaryota, Viridiplantae, Streptophyta, Magnoliopsida, Asparagales, Asparagaceae. The coding region runs from base 109 to 2790 and encodes 893 amino acids. The record is from RefSeq and is a predicted model, not a curated record. Gene Ontology annotation, molecular function: protein binding. Gene Ontology annotation, cellular component: Cul4-RING E3 ubiquitin ligase complex. The transcript is spliced from 9 exons.
CCAAACACUCAAGCGGCCAUCCGUCGAGCUCUUGAAACUCCUCUCUCUCCCUCCCUCCCUCCGUCCCUGCCCUCUCUCUCUCUCUCUCUCUCUCUCUCUCUCAUAAAAAUGGUCUAUGAUCUUUCACAGCUCGAGCUCAGGUAUUUUAUUUCUUGUAAGGAGCAGAAGGUGCUGCCCAGCUAUCCAGUUUUGUUCAGUUUUGUGAAUUUGAAACACCAAGAUUUUCGGAUUCUGGAAAUUUUCAUUGACGAGUUGACAUGUUCCGAUAUUCUUCCGCUAGUGGCUGCAUUUUCUUCAGGUGGCCUUUCAGAUAUUGAUGCAGUUGAUGUAUGUCAAAAAUCAUCCAAUCCAUCACUUACUGGAGAAUGUAUUUUAUCGUUACUUCAUGCUGUUAACCCAAAGCUUCGGGUUGUUGACCUCAUUGACUGGUCACUUUGGAAAGAUAUUCUUCAAGAUAUUUGCCACAGAGGCCUGGCAUGUCAAGUUUUGAAUUUAAGGUUCUCUCCAAUUCGGGAGCUUGAAUUGAAUGGAAAAUUCAUGCAGCUGAACACACUCAACCUGGAUUCUAGUAUUCAUUUAACCAGCUUCCAGAUUAAUUGUUUUAGUUGCAUGCCACAACUAAUGCAUGUGUCUAUGUGCUCAACACGAGUGUCCAACCUUUGGACAACAACUGCCGCAUUACUGAAACUCCCCUCUUUGGUGGAACUCCGGUUCCAGAGCUGUUUGUGUUGUUAUGGUACUGGGCCAUGUCCUAAAUCUGGCGAAUGUUCAAGAAGACCAUACAGGAAAAACCAAUUUGCUCAGCAACAUUCAUACACCUAUGCAAGACAACUCUCUUUGAUCAAUGAGAACUUUUUACUUGAAAAUCUGCAGUAUAUGACAGGACAGACUCCAAGUGAUCUACACUCUGAUGAUGAUUUCUACACAGAUUAUAUUUUUUCUCAAACAAUGGCUGAGGAAUCAUCAGAUGAGGGUGAAUCAGAUUUUUCGAGAAGACAUGGUGUUGGUAAUUGGGAAGAAAGAUUACAUGAUGCCACUCUUUAUUUUCAUGAUUAUACCAGUUUAACACCAUAUGCACACAAUAAUAUGUUAGAUAGUGGUAGUUCUUCAAUACACGCAUCAUACCAGCUUCUGGAGGCGAUCACACAUUCUAGUAGAGGAAUGACAAAUGGUAUUUCAGAGAUUGAUGAGCUUCGAGGUCUGAAUAAUAAUAACAAUCUAACUAGGCAUGCAUCGCUUGAUGAAUUUAUUAGUCAGUUGACCUCCAUCAAUAAUUACUUCACCAGUAAAUUCUCAAAUGAAAAUCAUGAAUGUUCUUCAGUUAACAUGCUUGACUUGAAAGAUACUAUAGGAACCUCAGAAUUUGCUCCAGAAAGGCCAACUUCACAUAAUCCUUCACCCAUUUGCUUUGAGAAGUAUUACCGAGAGUAUAUAUUAUCUUCUCUGGCUCGUCUGAAAGUUUUAGACAAUUUGCCUAUAAAAGAGGCGGAGAGGGAGAAAGCAAACGAAACAAUUAAGAAAUAUUAUGAGCAUAUACCAUAUAACAGACGUUUCAAAGAAAGUGUUCUUAGUAUUUUGCAAAAGCGUGAAGUAGGAACAAGUGGAGCUUCUUAUAAAUAUUCUCAGUCGAAACAGCCAUAUUCUAGAGGAAGUUCUCAUUUGUACACCAGAUCACUAGCUGCUGCAAAAGUAUCAUCUUCUCAGAGGCCUCAUUUCCAUUCAAUUUCCAAGUUUAAAAGUCUAAUUGAAGGAAUUGAGGUUUUCCGCCCACGUCAAUUUGAAUAUCAUCCAGCUAACCCUAGCCUCAUGGCUUUUGGGACACUGAAUGGAGAACUAGUCAUAAUCAAUCACGAAAGUCAGAAACUUGUUGGGUAUCUACCAUCAGUUAGAGCACUUCAUAGUGUUCUUGGGCUCUGUUGGCUCAAAAAAUAUCCAUCCAAGCUCAUUGCUGGCUCUGACAGCGGUUCUUUGCAAUUGUAUGAUGUGAGUAAAAUGGCAUCAACUGUUACCGAUCGAUUUUGCGUUCUGGAUGCUUGUGUGCACACUUUUGAUGAAUUUGAGCAGUUGACAUCAGUUCAUGUAAAUUCCACUGAUGACUAUUUUCUGGCAAGCGGUUUCUCCAAGCAUGUUGCUUUGUAUGACAUAGGCAGUGGAAGGCUGCUUCAGUAUCUUAAAGAUUUGCAUCAAGAGCAUAUUAACGUUGUCAAGUUUUCUCACCAUUCCCCCAUGGUAUUUGCUACUGCAUCCUUUGACCAAAAUGUUAGAAUGUGGGAUCUAAGACAGGGUAUGUCACGACCUUGUUACACAACUUGCAGCUCAAGAGGAAAUGUUAUGGUCUGUUUUUCUCCUGAUGAUCAUUACUUACUAUCUUCAGCCAUCGACAAUGAGGUGAAGCAACUUUUGGCUGUUGAUGGAAGACUUCAUAUGCAAUUUGAUAUUGCUUCCAUUGGAAGUUCUCGAAAUUAUACUAGAUCAUAUUACAUGAAUGGAAGAGACCAUAUUAUAACAGGGAGUUGUGAAGAGAAUGUUGUUCGUGUUUGCUGUGCCCAAACUGGAAGGAGGCUAAGAGAUAUUUCUUUCGAGGGUAACAGUUCUAGAUAUUCUAUGUAUGUGCAAUCUUUAAGAGGUGAUCCAUACAGGCGACGAUGCGUUCUACUUGUAUUUAAACUUUUGAGGAGUUCACUCUCCCUUGAAGUGGCAAUACCAGUGAGCUGCAAUCUAAUGUACUUGAUGGUGCAAAAUACCAUUCAAUUAGUUGAGCUGGCACCGGUAGUUUGCAAGUUAAUGUGAUUUAUUUAUUGCUGUUUUUCUUUCUCUCAUCAAUUUUUUUACAAGUUGUUUCCCUGUUGUGUAGGGGCAUGUGACUGAUUACCAGAGGUUCACAGUUAGAUACAUUUGAUUAUUAGGUGAAAAACUGCAUCUUGAGGUUCAAUGCAUUAGUUGCGUUGGAUUGUCAUAUAUAAUUAUUAGACAAACUACGGUGGCAUGGUUUAGAAUAGGUGACUAAGUCCAUUAUCAUCAAUAUGAUUGCAAUUCCUUUUUUUUUUUGAAAAGAUAUGAUUGCAAUUCCAAGUCGUUGAUCACAAGUUGGUAUCAGUUGGAAUUCUGUAGUCAUUUGGCAUAAAUUUUCUGGGGUGGAGGUUUGCAGUCUCAGACUGUCAAGAGUUCUUGUAUAUGACCGAGAUCAGCAGGUUCACUUCAAUAUUGUUUUGUGGGACCAUUAAAAUACGUAGAGCUAUAGUGUUCUUAUAAUUUAUGUAUGAAGAAGCUCCAUAUUUUUUUAGCGGAAUGGUAGAAGUGGCGAUAACCAUACGAUGUGAUGGUUUUCAAUAUCACAACCAUAUAUUGAAAACUAAAACUAAUUGCUUGUAUUCUUGUGUUGUGAUGAGUCACCUUGCUCUUGUUUAUUUUUUUAAUCUCAUCGUUACUCUUUAAUUUCUUGCUUACUUCCUAAUUAUCAAGAAAUAUUCCCUUUUUGUGGUCGAUGAAUAAAACUUUUCUUCACCAAGUAAAUGUUAUAUGUACAUUACAACAACUCAGGCAUUCCCGAGCGAUUACGUUUACCUUCUUUAUGUAUGUGUAUAAACACAAGAAUAGACACCACUAUGCCAUCUUAAAUAUUUGAUCCACCCAGUAUAUUGCUGCCUGCUGAGGGAUUUGGAAAUAGAUGAAGUAGAGACCUUAAUUCUCUUUAUCAGCCAUCACAACUAGCUGCAGCAUUCGUGUGUACUGUAGCAUUUCUUUCAAACCAUAGCCCACACAGUGUUGCAGCAACAAUUAUUCUCUUAACAGCUGCUCUGUAAUUCUUCUUCUAUUGAUUAAUAUAGUGCAUUAUUGUAUUCCACGCACAGCUUCUCAUCUUAAACCCAGACAAUAUCAUGAUUUGAUUCCUCACCUCAGCUGUGAACACACUCUCAAAGAGCAAGUGUUGCUGAGUCUAAACAGAAAUACAACAUCAGCAGCAUGAAUUAUCAGUCAACAUCCCUAUCUUAUAUAAUCUUUCUUUAGUUAAUAACCUGUCAUGAGAAAUUAAUCAAAGACUGAUGCCAACACACCAUCUAAAAGGAAUGAUAUCCUGAUUAGCUCUAGAUAUAAUGAACUUCUCACCUGUGCUCCGUUGUUGUGUUUUCCUCAUUAACUCAGUACUAGUACCAAUUACAACAUCUCUAGCAUGCAAAAUUUGCUUUCAACCCCAUGAAUCAAUGGUUCUAUUUUGAACUACCCGAAUAUUCACCCUUCUUAGAUAGGGGCCAUGCACCCCACCCACAUUAUCCGUAGCAUUUCUUUAUUUAAACAAAUAGCCAUAUCAUUUUGGAAGCUGCUGCUAAAAUCCAGUAAUAAGCAGAAAAUACACCAAGGCCACCAUGCUGUUUGUCGUUACAUAGUUGCAUCAUGAUUGCUUCCCCGAAGAGAUCUCCUACAAACCUCGUCAACUUAGGAACUUUUCUUGGUAGAAGCAAGUUACUAGACCAAUAUACCAAACAAUACAGUUUUAAUUAAUUGGAGUCUCCUUGCAUGAGAAAGUUUUCUACUUUGCCUUCACUGAAUCUGCAUGGUGAUCUUUGAAUGAGGGCAUCACAAUCACUGUAUGAAAGCCUAUUACUGACCCAAGAUACUUAAAAUAUGUAGAUAAUCCUCUGUAUAGCAAUGAGUCUGACAUAUGAGCUCUCUAUUCUCCUUAUUACCCGCACCAAAAUAUAUAACACACUUUGUAGGAUUGGCAUUGUUGAAUCUGCAUAGUGAUCUUUGAAAUAUUCCCUUUU